Messenger RNA from Racocetra persica, 427 nucleotides. The record is from the annotation of a GenBank genome assembly. Lineage: Eukaryota; Fungi; Glomeromycota; Glomeromycetes; Diversisporales; Gigasporaceae.
GCAUUUUUUUGCCAUGAUGCUUCAAUCAAAAAAAGCACAGUUUAAUAUUAAACUUGUGUCUUCCAGAUGGUAUUCGAAAGAAGAACUUUUGUUAAGAGAAGAAGUUCAAGAAAAAUCAAUUAUACUAAUUCAAGUUGAAACUGAAUUUCAAACCAGCACAUUUCAAAUAUUAAAUAAUAUUUGUGGGCAAGAAAUAUUUGAUGAAUCUUUUAUAAAUUUAGAUUCAAAAAAAGAAAUAUAUGGCUGUGGUUUUGGGCUAUGCAAAAAGGCGUUAAAUUUGGUGAUCUUAAACAAUUCUAGUGAAGCUUUUAAAGAACUUUUACAACAAUUUAUUAAAAAGCAAAAUAAAAUAUCUACAGAAUCUUUCGAAGAUUCUAAUAACAUUAAUAAUAUCACAGAUCCGAUUCAGCACAAAGGAAAAGGCUGA